GGAGUGUUAAUACUAACUAAACACGUGCAGAAGAGAACUCUGCGGCUCCACCUUAAGACGGAGGAAUGAAGCGGGUCAGGAAGAUUUGGUGGGCGGGGAUAAAAAGGUUUGGGACAAAAAAAAAAUAUAUUACAACAUCACGUGGUUGGAGAUCAAAAGAAAAAGAGAGGAAGAGAAAAAAAAGGGAAAAAUGUGCGAGCGGCAGGAGAGGAAAGAAGGGAAGAGGAGAGAAGGGAAGCAAUGUAACGCGUGUGUCAGUCCUGCAGCUGCGAAACUGGGCUUUAAAGAGAGAGAAGUCACUGUUUCUGCCUGAGAUUCCUCCACUUGUUUCAACUUCAAAAGAAACAUUAAGGGGGGGAAAAAAGAUACAUUUGGGAAAUUAUGUUGCGCUUUGCACCGAUCCAGCCGGCGAGAUGAUCAUGAUGUUAAGGAUGGUGAUGAUCAUGAUGAUCAUGCUGUUGAUGAUGUUGAUGGUGAUGAUGAUGAUGGUGGUGGUCGUGAUGGUGUUUUUCUCCCCGAGAAGAUCGCGAUCAAGAGGAAAGGACCAGGUGUUCACCGUGCUGGAGCUUUUUCUUUGCUUCUUUCUCACCGUCUCGGCUAAGGACACGGCCUUCGUGGAGGUCGUGCUGUUCGAGUCGAGCUCGAACGGGGAUUACACCACCUACACGACCGGGCUGCAGGGCCGCUUCUCCCGGGCCGGAGCCACCAUCAGCGCCGAGGGAGAGAUCGUACAAAUGCAUCCUCUGGGUCUGUGUAAUAAUAACGAUGAAGAGGAUCUGUACGACUAUGGCUGGGUGGGCGUGGUCAAGCUGGAGCAGCCUGAACUCGACCCCAGCUGCCUCACCGUCCUCGGCAAGGCGAAGAGGGCGGUGCAGAGAGGAGCUACAGCCGUGAUCUUCGAUGUGUCCGAAAAUCCAGACGCCAUCGAUCAACUUAACCAGCUCUCUGAAGACCCCCUGAAGAGGCCAGUGGUGUACGUUAAAGGAGCUGAUGCAGUUAAACUGAUGAACAUAGUGAACAAACAGAAAGUGGCUCGAGCCAGAAUCCAGCAUCGGCCUCCUCGGCCCACUGAGUAUUUUGACAUGGGGAUUUUCCUGGCGUUCUUCGUCGUGGUGUCUCUGGUUUGCCUCAUCCUCCUCAUUAAAAUCAAGCUGAAGCAGAGACGCAGCCAGAGCUCGGUGAACAGGAUGGCCAUUCAGGCUCUGGAAAAAAUGGAGACCCGUAAGUUUAAGGCAAAGGUUAAAGGUCAGCGUGAGAGUAGCUGCGGGGCGUUGGAUUCUCUGAGCAGCAGCUCAACAGCCGAUUGCGCAAUCUGCCUGGAGAAAUACAUGGAUGGAGAGGAACUGAGGGUGAUCCCUUGUGCACAUCGUUUCCAUAAGAAGUGUGUGGAUCCAUGGCUUCUGCAGCAUCACACUUGUCCACACUGCAGGCACAACAUCAUCGAGCAAAAGAAAGGAAACCCUGGCCCCGUGUGCAUGGACCCGGGGAACCCUGGGCUCCACAGCCGACAGCCAAGGGUAGUUCUUCCUGUUCACUACCCAGGAAGAGUGCACCGAGCUGGCCAAGUGACCGCGUUUCCAACUCGUACGAGCAUGGAUCCCCAUGGGAACCCAAUUACCGUAUUAACCGUGGACCAGCAUCCGGAUCAGAACCUUUACCCUCCGCAGUCCAGUUUCAUUCGGAGUUACCACAGUAUGAACCCUCAUCACUGCACCCUAGAGCAUCGGGCGCUUCCUUACCCUCAACCGCAUGCCUUCAAACGGCCCAAAUUUCCUCGGAACUUUUCUCGUGCUGCUUGUUUCUCGCAGUAUGAGACCAUGUAUCAGCACUACUACUUCCAAGGCUUGACGUUUCCUCAGCAGAAAGAUCAGCCUGGUGGUGCGGCCCAUAAGGGACACGCUCGCUCCUUCCAACCUGGACUUCUCUACCCUACUUUGGUGCACAUGGCAGCACCUUCCUCUUCCCGUCUAGUGGACUCCGGAAGCUCUUCAGGGCUCGGAUGUUAUCACGGACACGGACGAUCCGUGUGUAGCGGAUAUCUUGCGGAUUGUCCCGGCAGUGACAGCAGCAGUAGUAGCAGCAGUUCAGGACGAUGCCAUUGCUCUUCCAGUGACUCCAUGUUGGACUGCACGGAAGUGAGCAACCAGGGCGUUUAUGGGAGCUGCUCUACGUUUCGAAGUUCUCUAAGCAGCGACUACGACCCGUACGUAUAUCGGAGCAAAAGUCCCUGCCGUGGAGCGGCUGGAGAAUCCGGUUCAGGAUUUCCAGCGACUUCGUCCAUUAGUGACGACAUAUUGGGUCCCGUUUCAGGAGGUACAGACUGCAUGCCGCCUCCUGUAGGACCAUGCUACAAUUCAGGGGACCAGCUGUCGAAUUGCAGCAUUGAGCCCAACUGUAGUAGCCACUCGUCACUGGAAACCAGGGAAAUGACUAGUACUACCUCACCCACAGCCCUAGAGGGAACUGUGGAGCAUUGUGGGGAACAAGGGGCAGCAUGUAGCUGCUGCUUUGAGGUUCCGCCACUGAAUGUGGAGCGCAAAGGACAGGAAGGAGCAGACGGGGUAGGACGUUGCCGACGAGGUGUCGAGCCUCAAAACGUGUCCAUAGCUUCUGCGCAGAACUUUUAUGCUGCUAGCAAUGAACUGAUGUCGCCUGCUGAGCACGCUAGCUAUGACGGACUGCCGUGCUGCUUCUACACAGAAAUGAAAGUGCACCGAGGAAGCGUCGGACGUUACGCAGAGGAUUAUUCCGUAAACGUGCAUUACGCCCAAACUGACAGCGAUGGCUGCUCGGGACAAGGAUGCUGCGAGCUCGCUCAGCGGAUACCCAUAAUCCCAGAAGACACGGACUGCGAAUUAGGGCUCGUUUCCGAGCCUCAAUCGAACCUUUUAACAGGGCAGACCAGGACUUCCCUAGACACUAAUCAAAGUUUUUUCACCUCAGGACAAUGCAGAGGUCAAAUAUAUCAACAACAACAGGACGAGGAAGCGAGAACGCUGUUUUCCUCUCAGUUUAAAACGAACAAAUCUACGACCGAGGGCUCCGGGUUUUAAGCGAGGAAAUAAACAAAUUAGAAAGGUUUCACGAUUCAUACGAAUUUGCACGUAUUAAGAGCUGGGAAUGGCUAACCUUUAAGACAGGGGUGGAGUAAUCCCUCAGAGUU
Messenger RNA from Clarias gariepinus (North African catfish), 3163 nucleotides. It is a transcript of the gene znrf3, whose product is annotated as zinc and ring finger 3. Gene Ontology annotation, biological process: Wnt receptor catabolic process; negative regulation of canonical Wnt signaling pathway; ubiquitin-dependent protein catabolic process. Gene Ontology annotation, molecular function: ubiquitin protein ligase activity; frizzled binding. The transcript is spliced from 8 exons. Bases 66 to 3053 code for a protein of 995 amino acids. NCBI's taxonomy places the organism in Eukaryota, Metazoa, Chordata, Actinopteri, Siluriformes, Clariidae. The record is from RefSeq and is a predicted model, not a curated record.